Molecule: messenger RNA, 600 nt
Organism: Alnus glutinosa
Lineage: Eukaryota; Viridiplantae; Streptophyta; Magnoliopsida; Fagales; Betulaceae
Exons: 4
Coding region: 1-600 (199 amino acids)
Source: RefSeq, a predicted model, not a curated record
AUGAUGGCGUCUGAAUGUAAUACAUAUGCCGACAUUGAUGCAGCAUAUAAAUGCCUCAAGGAGCAGUAUGGUGUCGAAGAUGAACAAUUAAUAUUAUAUGGUCAGUCUGUUGGUAGUGGCCCCACUCUUGAUCUUUCUUCAAGAAUAUCAAACUUGAGAGGAGUGGUUUUACAUAGCCCAAUUUUGUCUGGGCUGAGAGUGUUAUCCCCAGUCAAACGGACAUACUGGUUUGAUAUUUUUAAGAAUAUUAUUGACAAAAUUGGUAUGGUGAACUGUCCUGUUCCCGUUAUACAUGGGGCUGCUGAUGAAGUUGUGGACUGGUCCCAUGGGAAGCAGCUUUGGGAGCUUUCAAAGGAAAAGUUCGAACCCUUGUGGUUAAGUGGAGGUGGACAUUGCAACCUUGAGCUUUACCCAGAAUUCAUUAAACAGCUAAAGAAAUUUGUACAGGCCAUUGGCAAAUCAAAAGCAGCCACAAAUGGUUCUAAAAAAACUACAGUAGAAUCUGAUAAUCAGAGCAAACCAUCGGAAACUGGACCUUCGGAUAAAUAUGAAUUGGGUCCGGACCUUCCAGAAGUUUCUAGAAACAGUUUAGAUAGCUGA